AUCCCUCCGCCUUGUUGUUCGUAGUAAGUUCAAAGGGCCCAUUCACUACCCUCCCUCACGCCUUCUCCGCCUCGACGCACACACACACUCUCUCAACAACCAUCCAUCCAUCCAUCACCCUUCACCACUACUGCUGCCACCAUCAACCCACUUCAUCUCUUUCCACCUCCCCCAGGCACACGAUUUUUUCCUCCCUUCCAUCCUUUCCAUCCCCAUCAAUCGCUUCCACUGUCUGGUGACAACGACCUUGCCUGUCUCUGUCCUUCUGUCCUUGACACCUCCCCCACAAGCCUCAGACAAUCACCUGACUCUUCUAGCCACUUGCUCUGGGCGCGGGCCGAUCGUUUGUCGUCAGGCCAGAUCCCGAACUAUUCGCCGACGACGACCAGCUUUGUCGGCCACGCCACCAGAUCCCUCCCCAAGUCAUUCACCAGCGUUCGCAAAACACUCGAACCCCUCUCUGCAACGUCCUGCUCUCUUCCGGCUUGUCCCAGUAGGUCCCACAGCCCCCCCCCAGACGGAGAGUUGGUCCCGAGGCGCGGCCGCGCCCCUACUCAGCCAUCUCCAUACCCCGACAUGUUAAGUCAGACUGUCCGCCUCCCCAUGCCUCUUCUCUAGCCACAAGUGUCAACCCGCGUCGAACCUGGCGUUGCCACCCUCACCCAUCAUGAGUAACACACCCAACAAAUCGGGUUUGACGACUCGCGCGCCUAUGCCGGCGUUCGGGACCUUUGGCGCACAUCAAGCAUCCGCGUCGCUGCUCCUUCAAAAAUCCAACCCAGGCCUGGGCAGGUCGACUCCCGAUUCCGAGGCUCUGGCUUCUUCAGACGACGAGCCUGACCACGCAAAGUCCGGCGCUGGCAGCAACGUCAAGCACAACCGAAACGUGCGAAGAACCUCAUGGCUCAACGACGUCUCGUUGGCCAAUGCAAAUCGCAAACCUUCCAUCACCGGUCCCUACAGCCCUUCCACCUCCCACCCAGGAACCCCUGGAGCAGAGCCCACGCCCUGGGGAAAUCCCAACGCUGCUGGUCCGGGAGCAUGGCCCAACCCCACGACGUCGUAUCCGUGGCCCACCAUUUGGAGCCAGGAUGGUCGUAAAGAUCCGCCGGCCCGACUGCAGGAGGUGUUGCCCACAAACGGUGAAGGCGGCAUCCCGUUCUCGAUUCCUCUACAGCCGACUCCCAAAACCUAUCGCUCACAGUCAUAUUCUGUGGGCCAACUCGACACGACCACUGCGCCACCGGCUAAUCCUAUAUCCACCUCAAUUGAAGCGACGCGCAGCAGGCUCGGAAGUCAAUAUCCUUUGCAAAGACGGACGUCGCGGACCAGUGGGCUGGGCGUGCUUGAUCCCGGUGGUCUAGGCCGUCUGCGAGAGGUAGACGACGAUGAGGAAGACCAGCGCGAUAAUGCCACGCCCGAAGCCAUUAGUGUUGAACAGGCGCGGAUGAUCGAGAGGCUGGAAAAGGAGAAUGCUCAACUUCGUCACGCUGCUCAAAAUCGUGACCGUGGUUUCCCACCAAAUGCCACAGCGGCCCCAGUUCAACCUCCUGGGUUUCGAAACACGCGGCUCCGAAGCGCUGUGCCAGAGGAGGCCGAGACUGCAAUUGAUGAUAGAGAAGACCUCGCCGGAUUCCCUGGUCGUGAGAAUAAUGCCCGUCGGAUGAGUGAACAACCACUCGGAUACACCGAAAGACAGUCGCUCUCCCCCAGCGAGAAUCGUACUUUUGACGGAAUCAAGAAGGCACAUUGGCAGACUUCCCUUGGAUUCGGUCCCAUCCCCGAAGCUCCCCAGAGCCGCCGACACUCGUUCGCUGACGUGCCAACUCGCCAUGGAUCCUUCAGCUCGAAUGGUCGCGACGACGAUGCGACGGCGUAUGAAAGCGGAUCCCAAGCGUUAUCCCAAGGAGAUGAUCCUGCGUAUUUCAACACCACCGAGUCCACCCGACGUGCUGCGGACGCCCGAGUCCAUCAGCAUCACCGCGAUCCGCAACUUUACGGACAACAUCUCGGUGUUGGACCGUACCUCGAACCGGCGGCGCAACCGCUCUUCAUCGUCAACUUCAAAUGUUGUCGCUCGGAUGUCUUCUACAUCCAAGAGGGGACCGGCCUCCACGUCAACGUCGGUGACCUAGUCAUUGUUGAGGCAGAUCGUGGCACCGAUCUGGGCACGGUUCAACAUACAAAUGUGACGUGGGAAGACGCUCGUCGUUACAAAGAAUAUUACGCCGAGGAACAUUAUAAGUGGUUGAUGAUGUUCUCCUUGCAGAGUCGAAACGGCGGGCCCAACGUCGUCAACCCCAAUGGUAUUCCCGGUAGACAUGGCAGCGCGGUUGGAGGCAUGGGCCCUCAAGGCCAUCACGGUCCUCACGACUCCUCUGGCCCUGAUCUCAAGCCAAAGAUGAUCAAGCGACUAGCGCAAAAUCACGAGAUCCAAGCCCUGAAGGACAAAGAAGGUAAUGAGGCCAAAGCCAAACGGGUCUGUCAACAAAAGGUUCUGGAGCACCGACUGAACAUGGAAAUUCUUGACGCAGAGUUCCAGAUGGACAGCAAGAAGCUCACGUUCUACUACUUUGCCGACAAUUACAUCAACUUCAAUCAUCUGGUCACCGACCUCUUCAAGAUCUACAAGACCCGGAUCUGGAUGUCGGCCAUCAACCCUGCGUCUUUCCAGACUCCGACCGCGUCCCUUGGUAUCCAGCCUGUCUAUAGCACAGCGCCCGGCGAUGAGCGCCAUCGUCGACGGCAGCAGCAAGCACAGCAGCCGUCCGCUCUCAGUCACCAGGCCGUCACCACGCCAUUCGGAGAUACCUUCGACGCGGAUCGGAACUUCAACAACCACCAGAGUCAGGGUAUGCGGAACGCUUUCUAUAAUCAGUUCCAGGACGUUGGGCCAGGAGCUCAACAACUGCAACCGGGAGUAUCGCCGUACGCUCAAAACAUGCAAGGUCAAAUGGACCCCUUCAUGUCCUUCUACGGUCAACCGUUCCCUGCCCUCAAUCCUAACGCGCCUAAUUUCGCCAGCAGCCGGCCCGACUUUAGAGGAAGAGCACCAAAUCCACCAGGUGAUGUCAACUGGAUGGGACGAUUCCAAGGGCUCUCACUCGGUUCCUGAGUCCGGAAAUGUUACCUAAUGCAUGGGCAUCGCACGACGACACUUGUCUCGCGACUUAUUUCGGACGAAUUCUUGCAUAUGAUGACCGGAUGACCAAAACGUAGAAAGUGGUGUUCAGCAAGACGAGGUUCAAGGAAUUUCAUGGAAGGCAACUAGACCUGCGCUUUGGGAAGCAGGAGGAAAUGGUUGAAAGAUAAGACCGGCUGAUGAACGGACUUUGUGCUGGACGAGCAUUAUACACGAUUUUGUUGGAUCGUGAUUCAAGAUUUUUCUUUGACAUCAAAAAUCGUUGGUUAGGCUGGAUUGGACAAAAGACCUUUCAAAAUCAGAUUGUUUAUGGUUUGCUGGAUACAGAAAGAUGAGAUAAUAUCGAGCUGAGGAGAGUACAAAAGCUUACAUGGGGCUGGUUGCUUGUGAGGUUGAAUGUCGCGAUUGAGCUGAAUGCAAAGUGAGCUGGAUGUUGAACAUUGGAGGGUACAUGUCCACAUUGCUGGCUGGCUUGUGUAUACCAACACCAGAGUGCUUUGGAGAUGAAUGACAAUAUGAUGGAGCUUAUCAUCAUUGCUCAAUGAAUGCAUGGAAGAGCC
Cladophialophora immunda is the source of this 3702-nucleotide messenger RNA. RefSeq lists its product as hypothetical. Gene Ontology annotation, cellular component: cytoplasm. NCBI's taxonomy places the organism in Eukaryota, Fungi, Ascomycota, Eurotiomycetes, Chaetothyriales, Herpotrichiellaceae. The transcript has 5 exons. The coding region runs from base 668 to 3115 and encodes 815 amino acids. The record is from RefSeq and is a predicted model, not a curated record.